CUAACUUUAUUUAGGUUACCUUUUUAGCUCACCCUGUAUAAGGAAGGCAGAGAAUGGUGGUCUAAGAUGUGAUAAAGGUGUAAGUACAACUUGACCUGAAAUUCGAUCGCCUCACUAAUAAACACAAAGAGUCGUGAGAUAUCUUAUACAAGAGACAUAUAACUUGAUAUAAGUCUCUGUUUAUACACAUCGCACAAUUGUAAACAGACAAAUGUCAUAAUUCUCCUGGGCCUCAUAUUGUGGAUGAAUUCGCAGUGAAACAUGGAUCGAGCACAACUGAAGCAUUUCAACGAGAACGGCUAUGUUGUAAUGAAAGGGCUACUGGACAGCGAGACUCUUGAUUCAGUACGAGAGGGUUGUGAUCAACUCACAAAUGAAUUGGUUCAAAAACUAAUAAGCAAAGGAAAAAGAUCGGAAGAAUUCAAGGAUGAGCCAUUUGAGACUCGCUUGUUGAAGGUCGUUGGGGAUAACAUUGAAUAUGCACCGUUGAUUUACCGAUAUGAACUUCACAAAGGACAGUUCUUUAAACUAUUCGGUAACGUUCGUGUCCUCGAAGUUGUACGUCAGAUUUUGUCCUCCGCUGAGGACAUACGUAUAUUCCCAAAUUACAGCAUCAGACCUAAAUUCCCCAAUUAUGAACCGCAUGACGUUGUAUGGCACCAAGAUGCGGGAUUGAGCCCCGAUGGGAAGCCGAAUACGGCACCCGUUUCUGAGCGUAUGGAUGCAUUCGGUCGUGACGCGACAGUUAAUUGCUGGGCUCCCUUGGUACCUGCAACAGUUGAGACUGGAUGUAUGAAAUUCAUUCCAGGCAGUCAGAAGCUCGGACUUCUGGAGCACAAGCUAUUAGGUCGGUAUCGAGAAACUGCAAACUAUGGAACCGAGUCAAAAUAUUCAACUUACGCCGCCCAGGUGCCUAUCGAGGUCAUAAAAGAGCACGAACCUGAGAUCAUCGAUGUUGAAUGUGACCCGGGAGAUGUUGUUUUCUUCUCCAACAUCUUAAUCCACCGUGGUGGCUUUAAUCAUUCCAAAAUCGUGCGUUGGUCAGUUGACUGGAGAUACCAGGAUGCGGAUAAAGAGACACAUCGCGAACAAAAGGGUCACGUCAUGUGGUCCACGGACCCAACGCAGGCUGUAGCUAAUGCAGAACAAUGGGAACAAUUGAGCCUUGUGUAAAAUAUUUCUACAAGCUUUUGCAGGGACAUAUUCGCGUAGAUUAUAUUCUUUAUCUCCAAGGAGAUGCAUAAUACAUAAUACCUUCGUAUCAUAUUUACUUAAUUAUAGUGUUAAAAAUCUUGAAAUCAUAGCAAAUCUCAGCUGCAGGACGACAUCAUGUCGAGGAGAAAUUACCUUCCUUCGCAUUGUCCAUUGUUAUAGUCAUCAUUUCUUGUGAGCGGCAUUUGGCGUAUGUUACAAAAAAAUGUUACACUUAUACUCUAGUAUACAUGUACCUUGCAUUUGAUGUCCAUGAGCAACCCAUUUGGCCUAUUAGUAAGAAUUAUGUUAUUUGUUUUUAUUUGUCUGUUCCUUAUUAAUUGUUAGUCGGAUGACUGUUAGAUUUUAUGCAUUUCUAGGGGCUAGGUAUAGUAGAGUAUGCAUUGUACUUGUACAAUCUUGUACUUGUACAAUUUUGUAAAAGUAUGAUUUAGAAUUGAUGAUUAUCGUACAUUUAAAACCCUGAAAGUCAAUGGGAACAUUAAAACAAUAAAAUCACCUACUUGAUAUUCAAUACUGAACAACCGUCUUUAUCAAUUGAUAUGAUACAUAUAGGCAUGUAUUUGUAAGCAAUCAAGGUUAAUCAAAGUAUGUCGCCUGCUCCAAUAUUAUCACGUAUAUGUUUGACGUGGUUAAACUCAUGUAAUCAUGCAGGCCUUGAGUAACAUACACUCCCCUCCAUAAGUUUGGCAACCUUUGCUCCUCCAUUGAACUACGUGUUAAAGCCUCUUUAUCUUUGAAUUUUUUAUUUACUUAACCUGCAAUGUAACCUGCAAACUUAUGGAGGGGAGUGUACAUGCCAUUUCCAAGGCGUCUCUAUACAUUGGCAAAAUAUGUCUUCUUUUUAUAGUGAAGGAGCAAUAAUUUAAC
Molecule: messenger RNA, 2082 nt
Organism: Owenia fusiformis
Lineage: Eukaryota; Metazoa; Annelida; Polychaeta; Sabellida; Oweniidae
Source: the annotation of a GenBank genome assembly